AUGGCAGGUGGACAGCCAGGAUCCAACUCUCGCGGCCGCGGUGGCAAAUUCAGGAAGUUUACCCGUGGAGGUGGGAAGCAUUUCUCCCGUGACCUUAGACCCCUUGACGCCGAUGGCAACGAAGUCAGCAUGUGGUCUGCCAACUCGAAGAAGCAAGGUGACGACGAGAGUUCCGAAGAAGACUCUGAGGAGGAUUCUGAGGAGGAGUCCGACUCCGAGGGGGACGGCAAGUCCCAGGCCGAGAUGACCCGUGCUGAGCGAAAGGCCGCCGCCAAGGCCCGCAAGGACGCCGCUGUAGCCAAGAAGAGAGCCCAGGCCGUCGAGGUCGGCGACCUGCCCCCGUCCGACUCGGAGGAGAGCAGUGAGGACGAUGCCGAUAUGCCCGCCAACCCCAACCACUCCAAGGCUGCCCGUAACCAGACCAAGGCGCCAGUCGACGCCCCUGAGGUCGACGAAGCCGCCGAGGGCGUCAAGAAGCUGACGGUUGCCAGCAACCGCAAGGAGCGCGAGAGCAUGGAGGCUGCGCAGGCCAAGGAGAGAUAUCGCAAGCUGCACGAGGCCGGCAAGACGGACGAGGCCAAGGCUGACCUCGCGCGCUUAAGACUUAUCCGUGAGCAGAGAGCUGCCGACGCUGCUCGCCGAGAGGCCGAGAGAGAGGAGCGUGAGGCCCAGGAGGCCGCCAAGAGACAGGAGAUCGAGGCAAAGGAGGCCAAGAAGAGAGAGGCCGCCCUUGGUCCCGUUAAGAAGGGCAAGAAGUCUAGCAAAUAA
Molecule: messenger RNA, 768 nt
Organism: Colletotrichum graminicola M1.001
Lineage: Eukaryota; Fungi; Ascomycota; Sordariomycetes; Glomerellales; Glomerellaceae
Product: casein kinase substrate phosphoprotein PP28
Exons: 3
Coding region: 1-768 (255 amino acids)
Cellular component (GO): cytosol
Molecular function (GO): RNA binding
Source: RefSeq, a predicted model, not a curated record